CACAAAAUGGAUCACAUACUAUUAAUCCAAAUAGUUCUAGCACUUCUGAGUUGUAUACGAUUAACUAUACAAGAUACAGAAAAUUACAAGGCGAUAAAACAACAAGUAGAAGCUUUUAUUGACGAUGAUACAGAACAACUGAAUGAAUUGACAAGAACCAUGAAAAUAACAGAAGGGCAAAUAGUCAAGAAAAUAGAAAAUAUUAACAAAAUACUAUCUGCUAAAGGCCAAACAGUUAACAAAUAUUUCGCCUGUCAAAACAAGCAUUUUGAAGGGAAGACUGGAGUGGAACUAAUGAAAACAUUCAAAGAAAUCAUUCGAAAGAUUGAAGGAGAUUUACCUAUAAAAUUGAUAGAUUUUUCAAAGAAUAAGGAGUGUCUUGAAAAUCGAAUGAAGAAUUAUACACGAAUGACUGAAGAAAAUAACUUCGAAGUAUGCCAAAGACUGAAACCAAAUAUUACAUCAUUUGAACUUUCGUCUAUCAAUACAAUGACUUCAAUGGUAUACAACGAAAUUCAGCGAAUAAGUGAAUUAACUUUUAAGCGAAAGGUUUAUGAGGAUAUCGCAAUGAAACUUAGUAUGAUAACAGUAUAAGGAAUUAAUAUUUACUUCAGUUUUUCUUCAGAGGGAUUCAAUGUUUGAAAAUUUGCUCAGUUAUCAUUUACGGUUCUUAUAAACCUUAAUGUCAAGAACAGUAUACAAUAACGUUAUAUAAGUUAAUUGUAUGAGUAAAUAAAAUUCUAUUAAAUAUA
Molecule: messenger RNA, 752 nt
Organism: Heterobilharzia americana
Lineage: Eukaryota; Metazoa; Platyhelminthes; Trematoda; Strigeidida; Schistosomatidae
Source: the annotation of a GenBank genome assembly